AUGGAGAACGCUGAAGAGAUAUUUCACUUUCUUGAAGACUUCUCCAAACGCAAACCUAAAACGAUUCCACAGGAGCUUAAUGAAUACUUGGCAUACGUAGCCCGAACCGGUGAUCCAGUCUACCAGUGGUCACUUGUUAAAAGUUUAUUCAAAGAAAAGUUACUAUCCGUUAUCACCGACUUUUACGAGACAACUCCAGGUAUUGACAUUCCACCUUAUCCAAACGUGGACCCAUUUAAUUAUGAUAUUAUGAAAAAUAGCUUAUUAGAACGCCUAGAUUCAUUCACCUCAGCACCUUUUACAGUUCAAAGAAUUUGUGAAUUACUUACAUUUCCGCGAAAACAAUACAAUCGGGUUGACAAAUUUAUGAGAGCAAUAGAAAAGAAUAUUUUAGUGGUCAGUACCAGAGAACCUGGCAUACAGCGACAUGCUGAACCGGAAAAUGGAGAACCAGUUGAACCUAUUGUAAACGGCUCGGACAACAAUUCUGAGUACAAUGUAGAUGUUGAGAUGGAAGAUAUGUCUUGGAAAGAAAAUGCUGAACAGCCACAAAUCUCGGAACCUCAACCUGGAUCAUCUGAUGCCCACAUUUCUGUAGAUGACAUAGAGGCUCGCUUGAAAGCUAAACAAGAGACUCCAAUGGAUACUCAAGAAAAAACCACUACACAAUAUGAGUCUGUAACACCUCCAGAAUUAAAUAUUACUGCAGAUGAAACACCUGAGGAGAGCAAACCAAAUGCAGAAACAGCACCUUCUACUGCGUCUGCUGAGGAAUCCAAAAUGGAAACAACUACCACAGAAACAUCAAGUGAGGAAGCAAAGGUUGAUGUUGAAAUGAAACCUGAGGUUGCAGCACCUGCUUUAAUCAUUCCAGAAAUUAAAGUAGAUGAUGCUGAAAUGACAGAACAAAGGCUUACAGAGCAAUCAUCAGCAGAAAAAGUUGAAAGUACUGAGGCAAGUGACAAGGAAGCUCCAGCUACUGAAUCAAAGCCUGUAGUGGACCCACAACCUGUAAGCAUUGAUGAAAAUAGCUCAGAUUCCACAACAAAAGAGGACAGUGAACCUAAGCUAAUAUCUGAAGUUUCCACAUCUAGUGAGGAAAGUUCGUCCUCAAGUGACAACACUGAUGGAAAUAGCAAUUCACCUAAGGCAGAUGAGAGACACAUAGAUGUUCAAGAAGAGUCAAACCAAUCAGAUACUCCUUCAGACACAGCAUCAGAAGAAAGUAAUGUAAAGGAAAAUGAACCAACUCCUGAAACUACACCAGAAAGACCUGCAGAAGAAGCAUCUCCUAAGGUUGAGAUGCAAUCAGAUAAUUAUUCAAUAUCAGAUGUUAAUUCUGAAUUACCUCAACCACCUGAGGAAAAUCCCAAGUCCCCAGAGGUAACGGAGGACAAGAAAGAGCCAGAAAAAAUUGAAGAAAUUAAGUCUGAAAGUACUGAAACAGAACAAACUAAAGAAUCGUAA
Messenger RNA from Spodoptera littoralis (African cotton leafworm), 1467 nucleotides. Lineage: Eukaryota; Metazoa; Arthropoda; Insecta; Lepidoptera; Noctuidae. The record is from the annotation of a GenBank genome assembly.